AGGACGUGUUGUGGUAUCUCGACAAGGCUCCGAAUCAAUGGCGACUCAUGCGCCGUUUUGAGGAGGAACCCUUGUCGUGGCCGAUGGCUUAUUUUGUUAUUAUUAUGUAGUAUAAGACAUUUUCACCUCGAUUCAAAAUGACCAUUAUUGUUUUUCUAAUUGACACUUCGGCCUCUAUGAAUCAGAGAGCCUAUUUAGGUGGACGCCCCACUUUAUUAGAUGUGGCCAAAGGAGCAGUAGAGACUUUCGUGAAGGUCCGUCAGAGAAUACCAGAGAGUCGUGGAGACCGAUAUAUGCUGUUAACUUUUGAAGAUCCCCCUAAUCAUAUCAAAGCUGGCUGGAAGGAGAACCUUGGCACUUUCAUGAAUGAAUUGAAAAAUCUCCAAUGUGUAGGCCUGACCACUAUGGGUGCUGCUCUGAAGAAUGCAUUUGAUGUUCUGAACAUUAAUCGUAUGCAGACUGGUAUUGACACUUAUGGCCAGGGGCGCUGUCCCUUUUUUCUGGAGCCAUCUGUUAUUGUGGUCAUUACUGAUGGAGGAAAGUUAUCUUGUGCCCAAGGUGUCCAAGGAGAUUUUAAUCUCCCCAUGCAUUCUCCAAUCCCUGGAUCAGAGCUAACACGAGAACCAUUCCGAUGGGACCAGCGAUUAUUUUCUCUAGUGCUCAGACUGUCCGGUACACCUGCUGUUGACAGGGAUUCAGGUCUAGUUCCCACCGAUGAUUCACCAAUUGAGGCCAUGUGCGAGGUCACUGGUGGCCGCUCCUAUAGCAUCACUUCACAGCGCAUGUUAAUGCAAUGCGUGGACAGUUUAGUUCUCAAAGUACAAAGUGGAGUGGUAGUUAAUUUUGAAAAGAUUGGUCCAGAUCCACCCAUCAUUACAGGUGAAGGAGCUAACAGAGGAGAUGAAAUGGAAGGAGAUAUUGAGUCAUCUGAUCCUGCAGACAUAGUCCGAUCUAACCUGUCUUGGCACAACUGCAGAAGGCUCAUUUAUGUUCCACGCAAUACUCAGAAGGGUUUUAACCUUGGGUUUUGGCCUAUCCCAGAAUCAUUUUGGCCGGAUAUAUCAUCAACUCUGCUGCCUCCUCGUUCAGCUCAUCCUAACAUAAAAUUUAUGUGCGUUCCCCAAGAACCAAUGGUCAUUGAAAAUUUACCAUUUGACAAGUAUGAACUGGAGCCAUCUCCCUUAACUCAAUUUAUUUUAGCGCGGAAACAGCCUACAGUUUGUUGGCAGGUUUAUGUUCCGAAUUCCUUUAAGAAUUCAGAUGUAGGGCAUCCAUUUGGUUAUUUGAAAGCCAGCACUAAUUUAAGUUGUGUAAAUUUGUUUGUGAUGCCAUACAAUUACCCAGUACUUUUGCCUUUACUGGAUGAAUUAUUCAAAGUUCAUAGAUCUAAGCCCUCUGCUGAAUGGAGGGCUCAAUUUCAAAAUUAUGUUAGAACAAUGCCACCCUACUAUGUUGGGCCACUUCGAAGAGCGUUGGUUCGAAUGGGAGCUCUUCCAAAUUUACCUGGUGUACUACUACCUGAAGCUUUGGACAACUUCCUUAGUUAUACUGUUCUUAACCACCUUAAGAGACUGAAAAGCACUGCCAAAAUGGACUAUGAUAAACUUUGCAGUGAAGUGAGUAACAAAGCUGCUUCAACCAUGAGUAGGCUUUCUUUGGGAGGUUCAAACAGUAAUGUGACUGAAGGUAUCCGUGUAGUGUCCAGGUCACCUCUGAAAAAAGACCUUGUGUCACACCCUUUGCUCCAUGAUAAAUUUAACAAUCUUAGAGACCAGCUCAGUGAAUUUGGAGGAUUUCAAGCAGGUAUAGAACGGAGCUCAGGAAUCCGCAGUGGACAAAGUUACCGCAAUGCAUUUGACAUCCCUCGGCGUACCUUAAUUGAUCAAGUUGUGAGAAUGCGGGCCAAUUUCCUUCAACCAACACUUGCGCAUACAAAAAUAAUGGAUGAAGAUCUUAAGCACAGUAUGCCUGUCUGUCAAAUGGGCAACUACCAAGAGUACCUCAAGCGAAUGCAGCCUCAACUACGUGAGAUAGAAUCAGUUCCUGUGCGCCAGCACAUGUUUGGAAAUCCAUUCAAAAUUGACAAGAGUAUGAUGGUUGAUGAAGCCGACAUUGACCUUGUUGGUGGUGGCGGAGGAGGAGGUGGUGGUGGUUCAGGUCAACGAGCCUCCAAGAGAAGUUCCUCAGUACGUAGUGCAGGACAGAUGUUAGCGGAUCCCAACAGGGGGCCGCCUAACAAACGGAAACCAGGCCCAAUACCAAGGGACAUGGUAGUACGUAGACCUCAGUCCCCGUCCCCUGGAGUGUCAUUAACACCUCCGUGUUCACCCUACCCCUCACCACCGUCUUCACCCACACCCAACUUAGAACCAAGUGUUCCAACACUUGCAUUUUCAGGAGAUGUUCCAAGUGCAGAUGCACAACAACCAAGUUUACCUAAUGGACCUUCUGCCGAUAUUGUGGAUGCUGAAGUAGAUGAUUACAGACCCAAAUCACCUGAGGUGUUACUUGUUCCGGAAGCUGCUGUAUCUUCUGUGUUGAUUAACACCCCGCCCCACCAACCCCAGGACAUAACAUAUUCAACAAAUGGAGAAAGCACAGCAACAGCAGCAACAGCACCCACCCCUCCUCCAGUUGCACCGGCAGCACCACCCGCCGCGCCAACAGCUCCUGCACCCCCUGUAGCAGUUGUAGCACCUCCUGCAGUUGCAGUGCCACCGCCACCACCAGUUGAUGCUGCCACUCCACCUGCAGUUCAUGUCAACAAUAUCACUAUCAACAAGGAACAGGCACGAAGAGAAUUGGCUGAAAUUCGAAAACACAAUCUGGACGUGCGCUCUAAAGUAUAUAAAGAAGUUCGACGUCCAGGGAAAAAUUUUGGACCUUUGUUGGAACAACUUGAAAACCUGAAGGGUGGUGUUGAUGUGCGUGUGCCAGUUCUUCAAGAAAUUAUCGACGAGUCUCUCCGCUUUAAGAGAAGGGCUCUUGCUACUGUGCUACAACAAUUUUUGACGAACUUGCAAGCCAACUCAACAUCUACUGCACCAGCUGUUCCUCCUCUCACGUCAAACAAUCAUAAUAAUCAUAACAAUCAUGGUGGAAUCAAUUAGUAGUAGCUUUUUUAGUUUUAAGAUUGGAAGUUGACAUGAAUUGAUGUUACUGCAUUCACACCAUUACAACAUGUUUGAGAUUAUUGCAUAAUUAAAUCAUAGUGACUGUACGUACUAAAUAACGGAAAUAUCAGAGCAUCAUGAAUUUGCUAAUAAAUGGCUGAAUGUGCCUGCGUGCAA
Messenger RNA from Thrips palmi, 3290 nucleotides. RefSeq names its product integrator complex subunit 6 (gene IntS6). Gene Ontology annotation, biological process: snRNA 3'-end processing. Bases 138 to 3110 code for a protein of 990 amino acids. NCBI's taxonomy places the organism in Eukaryota, Metazoa, Arthropoda, Insecta, Thysanoptera, Thripidae. The record is from RefSeq and is a predicted model, not a curated record. The transcript is spliced from 16 exons. Gene Ontology annotation, cellular component: integrator complex.